This is a messenger RNA of Neoarthrinium moseri, 1029 nucleotides long. RefSeq lists its product as uncharacterized. NCBI's taxonomy places the organism in Eukaryota, Fungi, Ascomycota, Sordariomycetes, Amphisphaeriales, Apiosporaceae. The transcript has a single exon. The record is from RefSeq and is a predicted model, not a curated record. Gene Ontology annotation, molecular function: hydrolase activity. Bases 1 to 1029 code for a protein of 342 amino acids.
AUGUCCGAGAUACUAUUUCCUCUUGCCCAAGAGGGCGCACCUCCUCUUCUAAAAGUCCGCCUCCCAUUUCCGCAUCGGCUUAAUUGCUUCAUUAAGCUAUGGAUUCUCAAGUUUCUGGCGUCGCUUGUGUUUGCUGUUGACAGACUUCUCCAUCCACCAUCACCGACUCUUGGUCCAAACCUCCUAAAGCGCUACCCAUGCCGCCCAAGUCUGCAAACCCGGGUAUUCUACCCACCAAGCUACAAGGAGGGGAAACUGCUACCAUUAUACCUGAAUAUCCAUGGUGGUGGAUUUGCAGUCUGCGAUCCCCAAAAUGACGAUGAAUUCUGCAGCAUGUGGUCGAGACGUACCGGUAUGCUGGUCGUCUCCCUGGACUACUCCAAAGCGCCUCUGUAUCCGUUCCCUGCCGCCGUCUUCGAUAUUGCCGCUCUCGCUACCGCUGUUCUCGCAGACGCCAGUUUACCCAUCGACAAAGCUAGGACUGUAAUAGGAGGGUUCAGCGCCGGAGCAAACCUUGCCUUGUGUGCGAGUCAAUUACCCGGAUUGCAAGGCAAACUAAAGGCAGCAUUGGCAUUCUACCCCAUUGUAGAUUUCAGCCACCCUCCUCAUGAGAAGCUCAAUAGGCGUCCUUAUAAGACUAAUCGGAAAGACUCAUUGGAGUUUUCUAGUUAUUGGUUUGACUGGGGAUACGUCUCUCCUGGGCAGAACCGCCGCGACCCUCUCCUCAGUCCAUGUUAUGCCAAAAGGGGGGAUCUCCCGCCCUGUAUCUAUAUGAUCGGUGCGCAAUGGGAUCUCCUGAGAUUAGAGAGCCAAAAAAUGAUUCACGAGCUAGCUGGACUUGGUGGACUGGACAAUCAGGAGGCGGAUUUUGAGGAAGGGACAUACAAGUGGACCUUAGCAAGAGGGCGGUCGCAUGGAUUCACGCACCACUUCGGAUACAAGUUGGAAGACAAAAAACGACGGGAAGCAGCGUGCGAGCCCAUAUAUGAAGAGGCAAGAGAGUGGCUCGAAAAAAUGUGGAAAACUUGA